AUGUUUUUCAAAUUUAUCUUAUUUCUUUUAUUAAUAAAUAAAACACAUAGUUUGAAAUGUAUGAAAUCAAGUCCAUCAAAUUGUAUUUAUAAUUCAACAUGUUUGUACAAAGAAAAAGAAUGUAAAGAAGAUGGUUCAUCAAAUGUUCGUGGAGGAACUUUUUGUUCAACAUUGAUCAAAAUUCAAAAUAAUGAAAUUUUGAUUGGUGAUAUGGAUUGUAUGUUCGAUCAAGAAACAACAAAACCAUGUAAAAACCAAUCACGGUGUCAAAUGAAAUUAACAAGAAAAAAUGAUUCAUAUCUGCAUUGUUGUUGUGAUCAAUCAUUUUGUAAUCGAAAUUUCAUUAUACAAAAAUGGUCGGACAUAGAAACCAAAGCUGAUCACAAAACAAAAGCAAAUUCAUUGGUGGAUCAAUUAAAAUCACAUUGGAUAUUUCUAUUAAUGAUUCUCAUUGGAAUCAUUGCGUUCUUAAUCUUGGUUUUAUUUAUUUAUCGAAAUUGUUUAACUCGUUCAAAGAAAAUUCUUGGCAUUUUUACAUUAAAGACAAAACAUACAAACGAAUUUAUUGAAGAAAAACAGAAGAUUUUAGAAGAACCAAUUGAUGAUCGAAAAAUUUCAUUUAAUGAAAUUCAAUUGGGCGAUUUGAUCAAAGAAGGAAGAUUUGCUAUGGUUUAUCGAGGUUUUUAUCAACAAACACCAAUUGCAAUUAAAAUUUUAUCUGAUUCAUCAAUCAACAAUGAAGGGAAAAAAUUAUUUUUAAAUGAAAAACAAAUUUAUUCGUUACCUUUUAUGAAUCAUCAAAAUCUUCUCAAAUAUUACGGUUAUUCAAUGGAUAUGAAUAAAUAUUAUCUAUUAAUCGAAUUGAGUUUCAAUGGAUCAUUACGUGAUGUUCUUCGUUCACGUAUGUUAAAUGAUGAAAAUGAAUUGAUAUUUUUAUGUAAAGAAAUCUCAAAUGGUCUUGCAUAUCUUCAUCAUGAUUUUCCUUCCAUAAAAGCCUCCCAUCCACCCAUUGCACAUCGAGAUUUAAAAUCCGACAAUAUUCUUUAUGUAAACAAUGAAAGAGUUGUUCUUUGUGACUUUGCUAUGUCACUUAAACUUGAUCAAAAUCAAAAUUAUCCCAAUGAACAACAACAAAUUGGAACACCACGUUACAUGUCACCUGAAUUAUUAUCAGGAAUUAUUGGUUAUGAAACAAGUGCACUACUCAAAUGUGAUGUUUACGCACUGGGAAUUAUCUUUUGGGAGAUUUUAUCAAGAUUUCAAGAUCAAACUGUUACCGAAUAUGAAUUACCAUUUGAAAGUCAAUUACGUCAACGUGGUUUCAGUUUAAAUCCAUCAAUCAAUGAAAUGUUUCAAAUCAUCAGUUUAGAACAACCGAAUAAUCGUCCAUUAACAAAGAAAUUUUGGAAAGAAAAUUCCAAACUCAAUAAAAUUUGUUCAACAAUGGAAGAAUGUUGGGAUCAAUAUCCAGAAGGACGUAUUAGUGCAGCGUUAGUUGCAUCAAGAAUGCAACAAUUUAUUUAA
This is a messenger RNA of Adineta ricciae, 1524 nucleotides long. Lineage: Eukaryota; Metazoa; Rotifera; Eurotatoria; Adinetida; Adinetidae. The record is from the annotation of a GenBank genome assembly.